This is a messenger RNA of Metopolophium dirhodum (rose-grain aphid), 1506 nucleotides long. It is a transcript of the gene Spec2, whose product is annotated as CDC42 small effector protein homolog. The transcript has 4 exons. NCBI's taxonomy places the organism in Eukaryota, Metazoa, Arthropoda, Insecta, Hemiptera, Aphididae. The record is from RefSeq and is a predicted model, not a curated record. Gene Ontology annotation, cellular component: plasma membrane. Gene Ontology annotation, molecular function: small GTPase binding. Bases 147 to 491 code for a protein of 114 amino acids. Gene Ontology annotation, biological process: regulation of Rho protein signal transduction.
UUAAUUAUUCAUAUUAACAUAAAAUGUUAUAAGAAGCAAUACAUUUUAUUUUAUUUUUAAUUGUCUUGAAGCAGCAGUAUGUUUGAAUAUUUUUCAUAAAAUUAAUCAACGUGCUCUUAUUAUGUUGAUAAUAAGACCUAUGACCAAUGAGUAUAAGGAACUUUGUGUCGACACUGCUGCUGUUACGGCUCGCGGGAGGACCUCCAAUAGCACUCUGUACAACCAUGUCGGCGGGAUACCGAUCGGGAAACAUGCCUGGUGAAGUCUUGUUUCAGUGGUUCUCUUGCUGUGUAAACCAACGUACCCAACAAGGCAAACGCCACGUGAGUCGAGUACGCAUUGACCGAUCUAUGAUUGGAGCACCCACAAAUUUUCGACAUACCGGUCACAUAGGUUCGUCUGAUGUCGAAAUGGGAUCGUCCAGAUUGCAUGCCAUUCACGGACAGAUGCAGUCCAAAGGCGGUUAUGAAGCUACGAUUGAAGCUAAUUGAACUCGCCAGAAAUCAAUCGAUAUGAGAACUGUGAUCGAAAAACUCUUCGUGAACCGAACACAAUAAUGGGACUGUUAUUCCAUAUUUUUCUUACUACAGCCGCCAGUGUGUGGAAGAGAUCCUUCGUCAUAGUUAUAGACUAGUGUUUAUACAUUCUUUAUUAUUAUAAUAAAUAACUAUUAUUUUUUACUUUAUUUUUAAAAUUUUAUUUAAUUCGUCAAGUAUAGUCAUGGCCGCCUUUUAGUUCGCGACCGACAAACUUGAUAGAUGUCUUAUACUAGUCUGGUUUUAUUUAUAUAAAUGUUUUUACUUAUUUUUUUUUUUAUUUGUUUAAAAUAAGUUUCGAAAUUAGUCGUGAUGUCUUAGUAAUCUCUCUUUAGUCUUUACUCUUUACACACGCCAUUUUUUAUGUUACAAUAUUAUGUUCAAUGUUGUUGCCAUUGUGUAAUAAUAAUAAUAAUAAUAUGAUGAUGAGAAUCAAAACGAUUAUAUGAUAAUUUGUACAGUUUAAAACGCCAUACUCAAGAGUACAGCAUUACCUCGAAAACCCCGAUAAACCUAUCAGAAUCUUUAAUAUAAUUUAUAACUACAAGUAUAUUAUAUUCCGUGUACAAGAAGAAAAUACAUUCUGCUAUUUUUAAUAUUACAUACUAUACAAUUUUUAAAUUUUGUGUACCGUUCGUGUUGCCUAAAAGUAUGUAAAAUCGAUACUUUGUGUUUAACUCCUUUCAGUUUAAGCUAGUUUUAAGAUCUGUCUGAUCAGAUAUAUUGCAUUUAAAUUACCGUAUAUGUAUAAUAUAUGUACUAGUUUUAGUAAAAAUGUAAAAUGUUGAAAAUGUAAACACGGACACUGCCUAUAAUAUAUUGUGAGCUCAAAGUGUGUAUGUUCUGCUGUCCAUUUUUAUAUAUUUCAAGUACGUUUAUAAUAUGUUUAUAUUUUAAAACGAAACUGCUAAAGCGUUUCUUAGAAUAUAACAUAACAAUAUGUAACGCACAAUAAACUAUGAAAUUUUUA